Nelumbo nucifera (sacred lotus) is the source of this 1674-nucleotide messenger RNA. NCBI's taxonomy places the organism in Eukaryota, Viridiplantae, Streptophyta, Magnoliopsida, Proteales, Nelumbonaceae. The record is from RefSeq and is a predicted model, not a curated record.
UUCACUCUCCUCACUGUCUCUCUGUUUUUGCAAUGAAGGGCGGCCUUCAUCUUCUGCACCGUGCAAGAUAUGAGGUUGUUGACGGUCUCAACCGACUCCACGUGUAAAUCAGAAAUCUGCGUUGCAUUGGGCAAAUCCGUAUUUCGGUCCCAUCCUAAUGACCUAAAAUGUUGAACACGCCAGUAUUCCUAUUCCGUACACAUGGAGCUCAGAUGUGAAUCAUGGGAUCCACCCAUCCACUGGCUUCUUCGCUCGUAAUAGGUAACCCGGUCGGUGUCUAAUGAUUCUGUCUCCGGCCAAUCCGGAGUCACUAUAGUCUAUAGUCAGUGCAGUAAUCUCUGGUUUUCUGCAAUAUCCAAGCUUCCUUGGAUGUGUUCUUGAAGUUACCCGAUCAAGAGCUCAUUCAGCAGCACUGCAGUAUCGGUUUUCUUUCUUUUCGUGAUUGUUGCAGUGGAAAUGAUUGGGUCUCGAUUCUCCUAUAUUGGUAGAAUACUUGCUCUUCUGCAAGUGCUUCCUGGAAUUCUAGCUUGGGGGAAGGAAGGGCACUAUGCUAUUUGUAAGAUAGCAGAGGGAUUUCUUAAUGAAGAUGCUGCUACCACAGUUAAAGCCUUGCUUCCAGAUUAUGCAAAAGGCGAUCUUGCUGCUGUUUGUUCCUGGGCCGAUGAAAUUCGUCAUAACUUCCACUGGCGCUGGAGUGGGCCUUUACACUAUGUAGACACACCGGAUUUCAGGUGUAACUAUGAAUAUUGCAGGGACUGCCAUGAUUUGAGUGGUAAUAAAGACAGGUGUGUCACUGGAGCAAUUUUCAACUAUUCCAUGCAGCUAAUGACUUACCAUGAGUCUAAAUCUACUUCAGAGUGGAAAUACAAUUUGACUGAAGCACUUAUGUUCUUAUCACAUUUUAUUGGGGAUGUCCAUCAGCCUCUACAUGUUGGUUUUACUGGGGAUGCUGGUGGGAACACAAUAAUAGUACGUUGGUACCGGAGAAAGACCAAUUUACAUCAUGUAUGGGAUGAUAUGAUCAUUGACUCUGCCUUGAAGACAUUUUAUAAUUCAGAUCGUGCAAUCAUGAUACAAGCUCUUCAGAGGAAUAUUACGGAUGGUUGGUCAUCAGACAUCGCAUCCUGGGGAAAUUGCUCAUCAGAGUAUUUAGUCUGUCCAGACCUAUAUGCUUCUGAAAGCAUUAACUUGGCAUGCAAAUUUGCAUACAGGAAUGCAACACCAGGAAGCACUCUUUCAGACGAUUACUUCCUCUCAAGGUUGCCUGUCGUGGAGAAGAGGUUAGCUCAAAGUGGGGUCCGCCUAGCUGCCACCCUCAACCGUCUCUUUGCUUCCAAACCUCUACCCUCACAUUUCACAACAGGGGAUGGGAGUAACGCCAGUAGAGGAUGGCUUCGGAUCAAGGGGUCGGUCCAAGGACCUACGUUGAUUUGACGUCUCUACACGCCAACCUUGUCAUUUGUGAGCUAAUGACGCUCUUUCAUUAGUCAUUACUUGUCCAUUUCGAGACACUAUGUAUAUUAUAGUUGAUUUCGUUUUUUUUUUUUUUUAUUGCUUUGCAAGUAUUGAGGCUGUUUUCUUUAUUUUGAGCAUGUAUAAUAUUCUCUCUGUACAUUAAGUUUUUUUAACUGUGUUGAAGUGAAGGUGCGUCUUAUGUUCGUUAUUCUAAGUAUA